AUGGAUUAAAAUUAAAACAUCAGUCGUUGUACUCUAAUGAUAAAUGAUAUUUAAAGUGAAUCUAAUAACAAUAUUGAUCAUUCUAUUAUUGGAAUAGAUGAAACGAUUACUAAAAAAGCAGAUUUAACAUAGAAUAUGAAAUAAAAAACAAAAUUUGAUCAAACAGAAAUUAAUGUCUCAUUUCAAAAUUUAUAAAGUAAUUAAACAAGCUCAAUUUCUCCAAAGCAGAAAUCAUUCUCAAAGUUAUUGAUUUAUUUUCAUUCAACCAAAUAUGCCAACAAAAUGUUACAAUUCAUUAGACCAAAUCAGAAAUUUUAAAGAAAACAUUUUGAAAUUAUAGAUGAUUUAGCAUCAUCUUAUAAAUAUAUGAAGAAAACAUCAAAUAUUAGUACAAAUAUAGUUAGAUAACAUUUAUAUCUUAUUGAUUUUAGAAUAAAAUUAAGAAUGAAAUAUAGAGCAUUUAAGACUUCAUUAAAAUAACAGUUACUUUUAUGUUUCUCUUAAAUUCCAUUGAUUGAACCUUAAAGUAAAUCUAAACUAUUAUGGGAUUUGAUAUUGAGUGUAAUGAGAAUGUAUAUGAUAAUAUGGAUGCCAAUAGUUAUAACAUUUCAUUCUAAAGAUAUUGAAUAAUAUCAUAGUCUUUUUAUAUUUUUAACCUGUCUAUUUUUUAUUUUAGACAUAAUACUUAGAGCAUUUACAAUUUGUUAUGAUAAAGGGUUACCUCUAAAAGACAGAUUUGAAUUAGUUAAAAAGUAAUUUACAAUUUCAACUUGUUUGGAAUUAUUUAGUAUACUUUUUGGUAUCAUACUUGCCUUAUCUUUUUUAUCAGAAUAUGAAAGUCCAUAUAUAUUAGAAGAGGAUGGAUGGCCUAGAAUAGUACUUUUACUCUUUUAUUAAUAAAUAAUGAAUAUUUUACAAUUUUUUGAUACUAUUUAACAUCAAUUAAAAUUGAGUAAGUUGAGUAAUUCUUUUAUUGAAUUGCUUAAAUUAGUAUUCUUGAUUUUAUUAAUACAACAUUUUUGUUGUUGUCUUUGGUAAGAAUUAUAAUUUAAUAAUUAAGGGUAGUGAUAGGUGAAUAUAAAUAAAGAUAAGAUACAAUUAAUUGGCUUAAAAGAGUUGAAGAUGAACCUUGGUAAAAUGUUUAUUUAGAAUCAUUUUAUUUUAUGAGUGUUACAAUGUUUACAGUAGGUUAUGGAGAAAUAGUACCAACAAGUAAAAUAAAACACUAUAAUAAUAUAGAUCCUAUUGAGAAAAUAUUUUGUAUUUGUUAUAUGUUUCUAUCAACAAUGCAAUUAUCAUUCUCUGUAAAUACAAUAGGAACUAUUUUAACUUAGAUAAAAGAGAAUAAUGAGAAGAUUAGAUAGAAGAUGACAUGUAUAAAUGAAUAUAUGAGAGAAAAAUAAAUUAGUUAAAAUUUACAAUAUAAGUAUUUAUUGAAUAUAUUUAGAUUAGAGUGAGAGAAUAUUUUAAUUUUUAUUGGGAAUAGGAAAUAAUAUAAAAAAAAAAUGAAUAAAAUGAUUUGAUUUAAUUAUUACCAGAAGAAUUAUAAACUGAUUUAAAAAUUGAGUCAGCAUAGGUUUUAAUGAAUAAAUGUGAAUUUUUUAGGUAGUACUUUUCCUAAAAAUGUUUACAUUAGCUUUUAGAGAAAGUAGAGUUUAAGACAUAUUAACCUGGUAUAAUAAUUGAAAAUAAUGAUCUUAAUAUAUUCAUUAUAGAAUAAGGUAUAGUAGAAGUUAAAUAAUAAAAAGUAUAGAUUUAUAUAAUUUAAGAGAUAAUUAUGUUAUUUAAAAGAAAAUGAAUAUUUUGGUCAUUUAGAAAUGAAAAGUAAUUAAUCUUCCACAUUGCAAUAUAAGACAGCAUCAUUUUGUAGUAUAUUAAUUAUUCCAAAUAAAGGAGUAAGGGAAGUUUUAUAAUAAAAUGAAGUUGAUUAGGAAAAAUAUAUAAAAAUGAAAGAAAUAAUGUAUUGUUAUGUUUGUAAAGAUAAAAAUCAUUCUAGUGAUGAUUGUUAUCUUGUUCACUUUGUACCAGAUAAAGAAAAAGUUAUAAAAUAAUACAAUUUUAUUCAGAAUUAAUAUCGUGAUUGUUAUAAAAGAUCUAGACAUAGAAAUCAUUUUUCUGCCUCUUAAGAUUAUGAAUUGAUUUCAAAUAGUGCUAAAAUUUAUCAAAUAGAAAAUGAUCAAAUUAUAGAAUAAAUAGUUCCUAGUUUAUUUUAAGAGUAAAAAUAGUAAAUUUAAGGAUUUGAAGAUUGUUUAAAUAAUGAAAAAUUUAAUUAAAGUGAUAGCAAUUAUAGAUAAAAUAAAUAUAUAUGUAAAGUUUCAGCAUCUAUUAAAAUGCUAAGAACAUAGACUAUUGAUAUUUUAAUGAAUGAUUAUGGUAUGAAGGAAAUGUAUGAAUUAAUUAAAUAGAAAUAUUAAAAUAUUCAUAAAUACACUUUGUAAUAAUAAAAUGAUCUAUAAAUGCUUUAUAAAUAGUUGACUAAUAAAAGAGAAGAGGAUUAAGAAAUUUUUGAUAAGAUCCACAACUUAAGAUGCAAUAAAGAUUGGAAUUUGGAGAAUGUAGUUAGAAAGAUAAAUAGAAGUUAUAAAUAAGAGUUUCACUAAUCUGUUAUUGAACAAUUUUAGAAAUAUAUGUUGUUUCCUAAUUUAUUUGUAUCUUUAUAUAAGAGUAAGAAAAUAAGAACAUAAGAAGAUGAAGAAAGAAGGAAUGCAUCUGUUAUUAUUCAAAAAUACAAAUAAAGUAAAAUAUGUUAAUAUAUUAUAUAUAAGAUCUUAGAAAUCUAAAGAGAAGAAAUGGAAGAAUUGUACCUUAAUUAAUAUUUAAUAUAAAUUAAUGAAUGACAAUAAGUAGAAAGAUCUUGAGAGUCCAAUUUUUUCAGUUGUGUGUUUUUCUGAUUCUGUUUUAGUGAGCUUAGGAGGAGGAGGAAAAAGAUAUGGAUUGGUUAAUAGUCUAGUAUACUUUCAAUAAUCAUUAAGCAAUUAUUUCCAAAACCUAUAUAUGGAAUUUUGAAGGAUCCUAUUAAUACUUUAUAAUUAGGAGAUGAGAUAUUUCAAAGAUUAAGAUUAAAUAUGAAAACAGGAUUAAUUGUAGGAAAUAGCGAUGAUUAAUGUGUGAUAUUGAAAGUUUAAGAUAACAAGAUUUCAAUUGUAACUAAAUUUUAGACUGACAGAGCACCAAAAGAACCUUGUUAAAAUGAUGGUGUUUUCAAUUAUUAAGGAGAUACUUUAGCCACAGGUGGAGAAGAUGGAAUUUUGAAAGUUUGGAAUAAAGAUUAUUAAUUGAAAUACACAGUGGAUAUGAAAGGCAAAAUUUAAUCAUUAGAUUAUCAUGUAGCAAAUGGAAUGGUAAAUCUAAUUUUGACAAUAGCUAAUAGUUGCCACUGAUAAUGAAGAAUGUAAAAUAUUAAAAGAUAACCACGUGUUGCAUAAAUUAGAUAUUUCAUCAAAUAAUAUCCAUAAAUUACAAUUUCAUUCAGCUCUAUUCUCAUUAGAUGGUAAUACAAUAUUUACAUUCAAAAAUCCUAUGAGAGGAUCCUCCUAUAUGACAUGUUGGAGAAUUGAUAAUGAUAAUAUUAAACCAUUAAAAACAAUUAAAGUUCAUGGACAUCCAGUAACUAGUACUUGUUAAUCAAAAGAAGGUAUGUUUAUAGGUAUUGGAUGUUCAGAUGGAACUGUAAAAAUAAUAAAUGCAAGGUAUUAUAGAUUUACAUAUAUUAAUUUAGAAAAUUAGAUAUUGAAUCUAGUAAAUAGGCUCAUGAACUACCAUGUACAGCAUUAUGUUUUACUCCAGAUUCUAGAUUUGUUAUAUCUGGAUCAGUUGAUGCCAAAUACAGUUUUCUCUAAAAUACAAGACCUUAAGGAAUGUUUUCUUUACUAUCUAAAUUUUGGUUAUUAGGUAUGUUGUUAGCAUACUUAUUUAUUGUAAUAAAGGAUUUGUUUGAAUGA
Messenger RNA from Paramecium pentaurelia, 3941 nucleotides. The record is from the annotation of a GenBank genome assembly. Lineage: Eukaryota; Ciliophora; Oligohymenophorea; Peniculida; Parameciidae.